This is a messenger RNA of Phycodurus eques (leafy seadragon), 1214 nucleotides long. RefSeq names its product recombining binding protein suppressor of hairless-like protein. Gene Ontology annotation, molecular function: RNA polymerase II cis-regulatory region sequence-specific DNA binding; DNA-binding transcription activator activity, RNA polymerase II-specific. NCBI's taxonomy places the organism in Eukaryota, Metazoa, Chordata, Actinopteri, Syngnathiformes, Syngnathidae. The record is from RefSeq and is a predicted model, not a curated record. The coding region runs from base 436 to 1008 and encodes 190 amino acids. The transcript has 2 exons. Gene Ontology annotation, biological process: regulation of transcription by RNA polymerase II.
UUCACUCAUUCAACAUUGGAGCCUUCAUUUGUCAUCCACAAGAUGAACUGCGAAUGAACGAAUGAACACGUCCAUUCGUCCAUUCGUUCAUUUACAUCAUGCAAAACAUCGAUUUCGGCGGCACGGCGGACGACCGUUCGGCACGUCUGCCUCACAGUUGCGAGGACCGGGGUCCGAGCGCCGGCCCCGCCCACGCGGGGUUUGCAUGUUCUCCCCGGGCUUGCGUGGCUUUUCUCCGGGAACUCCGCUUUCCUCCCGCAUCCCCCAAACAUGCUCGUGGGUUCAGUGAAGACUCUAAAUUGCCCGUAGGGGUGAAGGGUUGUUUGUUUCUGUGUGCCCCGCCAUUGGCCGGCAACCCGUUCAGGGCGUACCCCGCCUCCUGUCCGAUGACGACGGCCGGCACAGGCGAGGCGAAGCGGCUCACGAAACGCACGGAUGGAUGGAAUACAUCGCUUGCGUUCACUCGUUCCAUCUUUGAACCUUCAAUACCUCCCGUCCACGCAUCGAUGUUUUGUCCAAACUCAUUCACUCCUUCGCAAUACUCGACAGUCCUCCGUCCGUCUGUCUCCCAAGCUGAGCGGCGGCGGGCACGUGGCCACGUUGGAGCUCCACGGCGACAACUUCGGGCCUCACCUCAAAGUUUGCUUCGGCGCCAGCGAGGCCGACACCGUGUUCAAGUCCGCGAAGUCCCUCGUAUGCGUGGUUCCUGACGUGUGCGUGUUGCGGUGUGGUUGUCGUGGCAACGGCGGUCAAGGAGGUCGUUGUCACAGCGGCGCGGUGACGGUGCCCAUCUCUCUGCGGCGACGGUGCGACGGCGUCCUCUACCGCACCGCCUUCAGCUUCACGUACACGCCGGAGCUUCGCCAGCCGCAGCGUCGCCCGACGCGGCCGCCCGACGCCGCCGCGCGCGGGACCGACGCCGAGGGCGCGCGCCAGGACGACGCCCUGCUGGAGAGCAUACAUCACGAGUUCGCCAGAAGCAACUUCCACCUCUUCAUGCAGCCUUGAAACCCUAACAGAGACUUCUAAGCCUAACUUGAAACCUUAUUCCAAGCUGGAAACCCAAAUUUGAAGUUUUAACCAUGGCUUGAAACCCUAAUUCCUAACCCUAACUCGAAACCUUAACCUUGGCUCGGAAACCUGUUUUUGAAACCCGAACCUCGUUUGAGCCUUUAUGACAUGCAGAAAUAAAAACGUCAGAUCAUCAUCAUCAU